Molecule: messenger RNA, 1590 nt
Organism: Miscanthus lutarioriparius
Lineage: Eukaryota; Viridiplantae; Streptophyta; Magnoliopsida; Poales; Poaceae
Source: the annotation of a GenBank genome assembly
AUGGCGCUUCGUCUCCUCCUCCUCCUCCUCUUUCCCUCCUCUCCUCCGUCGCCGGGCUCAGGCGCAGCGACUUCCCGCCGUCCUUCCUCUUCGGCGCCGGCACGUCGUCUUACCAGGUACGGGCCGUGCGGCAGCCGAUGCCGAGCUCAGCAUGCUAACUCAAACGCACGCAUGCAUAUUGAAGGCGCCUACCUAGAAGACAACAAGGGCCUGAGCGAUUGGGAUGUCUUCACCCAUAUUCAAGGAAAGAUUGAGGAUGGAAGCAAUGGCGACGUGGCCGCUGACCAUUAUCAUCGAUACAAGGAGGACAUAGAAAUAAUUCAUUCGCUUGGCCUCGACUCCUACAGAUUCUCAUUGUCCUGGUCGAGAAUACUUCCAAAGGGUCGCUUCGGAGGUGUUAAUCCGGCAGGUGUUAAAUUCUAUAACAGCCUCAUCAACGGACUGCUAGGAAAAGGGAUACAGCCAUUUGUGACGAUCAACCACUAUGACAUACCCCAGGAACUCCAAGAAAGAUACGGCUCCUGGUUGAGCCCAGAGAUUCAGGAGGACUUCACCUACUUUGCUGAACUUUGCUUCAAGAUGUUUGGUGACCGAGUAAAGCACUGGGCUACAUUCAAUGAGGCAAAUUUUCUGACAAAGCUCAAAUACUUCAUGGGGAAAUUUCCACCCAGCCACUGUUCCGAGCCGUAUGGGAAAUGCGAUUCUGGGAAUUCAUCAACUGAGCCCUACAUUGCAGCGCAUAACAUGAUAUUAGCUCAUGCAAAGGCGGUCAACAUCUACAGAAAGUAUUACAAGGCCAAGCAAGGUGGCUCUGUUGGAAUUUCAGUAUAUAUGAGAUGGUAUGAACCACUAAGGAAUAUCACAGAGGACCACUUGGCAGUAAGCCGAGCUCUGUCUUUCCAAGCUCCAUGGUUCCUGGAUCCCUUGUUCUUUGGUGACUAUCCUCAUCAAAUGCGCCAAAUCUUAGGUCCAAACUUGCCGAAAUUCACAGAAGGAGAGAAGCAACUACUGAAAAACCAAAUUGACUUCAUCGGCAUAAAUCACUACGAAACAUUAUACAUCAAGGAUUGCAUAUAUUCUCUAUGUGAUUUGGACACCUACGCCGGUGAUGCUUUAGUUACUGAAUCAGCAGAACGAAAUGGGAUACCCAUUGGAAAACCGACACCAGUUGCAAACACCUAUGUGGUUCCAAGCUCUAUGGAGAAGUUGGUCAUGUAUUUCAACCAGAGAUAUAAAAGCAUACCUUUGUACAUCACAGAGAAUGGUUAUGCCCAAAUAGGCAAUAGCAGCACCACAGCAGAAGAAUUAAUUAAUGAUACUGAAAGAUCUAGUUACAUUCGUGACUACCUCACUUACUUGAGCUAUGCAAUAAGGAAAGGAGCAGAUGUGAGAGGUUAUUUUGUGUGGUCUUUGAUGGAUAACUUCGAAUGGCUCUCUGGUUACACCACAAAGUACGGUCUUUAUCAUGUGGAUUUCAAGUCACUAAAGCGAACACCAAAACUGUCUGCUAAAUGGUACAGCAAGUUUAUCAAGGGCUAUGAACAGAUAGAGAUGGCCUCUGAAGAAUCACCUAAGCAUAUGGUUUCCUAG